CUGCAAUUUCCUGUGUCGGCGUCAAAAUUACAACUUAGCAAGCAAGGAAGCUGAGAUUCGUCUUCGAUUAGAGCUUCGUAUAUAUAAUCCUGCAAAUUCUCUCUCUCUCUCUCUCUACCCCAAAAUAAACACGCACUAACACACCCUCAGAAACACGCAGUAAAGCAGCACAGAGAGCAAUGGACCUUCGUGAAUCGAUCCUCACUCAGACCGACGUUUCCUUCUCACUGGCAAGCCACGUCAUCUCCGCCCACGCCAAAGACGCCAACCUCAUAUUCUCGCCGCUUUCGAUCCACGUCGUCCUGGGCUUGAUUGCCGCCGGGUCGGGCGGCCCGACCCGUGACCAAUUGCUCGGCUUUCUCAAGUCCAAGUCCACCGACGAACUCAAUUCCCUCUCGUCGCAGCUCGUCACUCUGGUUUUCGCCGACGGCUCGCAUCUCGGUGGGCCCCGAUUAUCCUUGGCCAACGGCGUCUGGGUUGAUCAGAGCCUCAGCUUGAAGCCCGAUUUCAAACAAAUUGUCGAGAAUUCUUACAAGGCUGCUUCUAAUCACGUCGAUUUUCAGACUAAGGCUGUCGAGGUAACAAAAGAAGUGAAUACAUGGGCUGAACAGCAAACAAACGGCCUCAUCAAAGAAGUACUCCCAUCCGAUUCAGUCGAUGCUUCCACCAGACUCGUUUUCGCUAACGCAGUGUAUUUCAAAGGAGCAUGGGACGAAAAAUUCGAUUCAUCGCUAACUAAAGACCAAGACUUUUUCCUCCAAAACGGGAGCACAAUUCAAGCCCCUUUCAUGACCAGCAACAAGAAGCAAUAUCUCCGCGCAUUCGACGGUUUCAAAGUUUUGGGGCUACCAUACAAACAAGGCGAAGACAAGCGCAAAUUCACAAUGUACUUCUUUCUUCCAGACGCCAAAGACGGACUCCCGGCUCUGCUCGAAAAAGUCAACUCCAAAUCGGGAUUCGUCAAGAGCCACAUCCCGUACCAGAAAGUCAAAACCGGCGAAUUCCUAAUCCCCAAAUUCAAAAUUGGAUUCGGGUUCGAGGCUUCGGAAGUUCUCAAGGGACUUGGGGUGGUGCUUCCCUUUUCCGAGGGUGGUUUAAGUGAGAUGGUUGACUCGACUGUUGAGGGGAAGAAUUUGUAUGUGUCGAGCAUUUUUCACAAGGCGUUUGUUGAAGUGAACGAGGAAGGUACCGAAGCAGCAGCCGCUUCGGCUGGUGUGAUUAGGCUCAAAGGUUUGAUGAUGGAGGAAAAAAUGGACUUUGUGGCGGAUCAUCCGUUCUUGUUCGUUGUAAGGGAAGAUUUGACUGGUGUCGUGCUCUUUAUUGGCCAGCUUCACAAUCCGCUCGCUGCUUGAUUUUUCGGGUGUUUUCGGACCUUUAUUUUUUAAUGUUUGUGGAACUCUUGUACUAACUUUUUGUGUUGUACUUGUAAAAGCAGAGACUAUCUUGUGGUGAAUUUUGAUGAUAUAGUUGGUAUGUAUGUUGUUUAGCACUUGUUUUAUUUCUUGCUACUAGAGAUGGAAAUCGGAACAGUAAUUCCGAA
Molecule: messenger RNA, 1540 nt
Organism: Erythranthe guttata (spotted monkey flower)
Lineage: Eukaryota; Viridiplantae; Streptophyta; Magnoliopsida; Lamiales; Phrymaceae
Product: serpin-ZX
Molecular function (GO): serine-type endopeptidase inhibitor activity
Source: RefSeq, a predicted model, not a curated record